AUGUUUGGAUAUUUAGAUGCCCGUUUAAAACAAAUAUUUCGCUGUAGCGAGUAUUUUGGAGGUAUACCAUUAAUUGUUUUUGGCGACUUAAAGAAACUCUCGCCAGUAGGAGACAGAUGGAUUUUCUCCCCAAACCAAUCGGAUCCAUAUAGCGCAAUUACUGGCACACCACUAUGGGGUUUGUUCCGUUUCUUCGAACUCACCGAAAUAAUGCGCCAAAGAAAAGAUCAAGCAUUUGCCGUUACUCUCAACAACAUGUCCGAAGGAAAUAUGACAUCUGAUGAUAUUGAGCUCAUUAAAGCAAAAGAAACCAAUUUUAACGAGAUACCCAACGACUGUAUUCAUCUUUUUUAUUCCAACGCAGACAUAUCUCUAUAUAAUACUGCAAGAUUGGCUGAAGUCGCCACAGAAGAGUUUAUCUCUACAGCAAAAGACAGCGUGAAGGCGAACUUUGUUUCGGAGCGAAGUAAAACGGUUAUUUUGGAUGCCAUUAAAAAUUUUAAAGUAUCGGAGACACAAGGAAUGUGCUACAGUUUACAACUGAAAACCUCUGCAAAAUACAUGAUUACAGUCAACACUAAUACUCCAGAUGGUUUG
Rhagoletis pomonella (apple maggot) is the source of this 597-nucleotide messenger RNA. Its product is annotated as ATP-dependent DNA helicase PIF1-like. Gene Ontology annotation, molecular function: DNA helicase activity. The transcript has a single exon. The record is from RefSeq and is a predicted model, not a curated record. The annotation marks the transcript as partial. NCBI's taxonomy places the organism in Eukaryota, Metazoa, Arthropoda, Insecta, Diptera, Tephritidae. Gene Ontology annotation, biological process: telomere maintenance; DNA repair.